Messenger RNA from Rubroshorea leprosula, 1425 nucleotides. The record is from the annotation of a GenBank genome assembly. Lineage: Eukaryota; Viridiplantae; Streptophyta; Magnoliopsida; Malvales; Dipterocarpaceae.
AAUAUUUCCAGGGAAUUCUAACAAACCUCCAAAAGCAAGCCAAUUUUUUAUCGGGGGGAAUUUUGCAAGAGAGAAUGAAGAACUCGGUUUCGGAUCAUUGUUUUUACAUUGAGAGUGAGGAGGAAGAUGAGGACAAGGCUUUAGACAAUGAAGGUGUAGAUGAAGAUGAUGGACAAGAAUCUGAUUUUUCCGAUGGUGACUACGGUGCCCGCCAGCCGCCACAACCCAGUUCCUACAACACACAAUGGCCUCAAAGUUACAGGCAGUCCAUCAACCUGUAUAGUAGUGUACCAUCUCCUGGUAUUGGGUUUUUGAAUGCCUCUUCACUUUCAAGAUAUGGUAGUUCGUUUCUUUCCUCAUCGCUAUCGAGGAGACACACACCAGAAUCAUUGUCUUCGCUGACAAAACCUCUAACAGCUGAUCAAGUACAGCAGCAAAGGACUAGUUCGUAUCUGUCUCCUUCUGCACCGUCAAGGAGGUCUUCUACAAUGAGGGAUGGGAAAUCGUCAGUGAUCUGUCACGAAGCUCCAAUUUCUCGCCACAGCUCACUUGGACAAGCUGUGCUAAAUGGGAUGAAUGUACUAUGUGGGGUUGGAAUACUCACCACCCCUUAUGCAGCCAAGGAAGGAGGAUGGCUUGGGCUUCUCAUCUUGCUUGCUUUUGCGGUGUUUUCCUUUUACACUGGAAUGCUGUUGCGCUACUGUCUGGACAGUGAACCUGGCCUUGAGACCUACCCAGACAUUGGCCAGGCUGCAUUUGGCACUGCUGGCAGAAUUGCCAUAUCAAUAAUUUUAUAUGUGGAGUUAUAUGCUUCUUGUGUUGAGUAUAUAAUUCUGGAGAGUGAUAACUUAUCAUCAUUAUUUCCCAAUGCACAUAUUAGUGUGGGUGGAUUUGAAUUAGGUUCACACCAUUUAUUUGCAUUGAUGACCACCCUUGCUGUUCUCCCAACUGUUUGGCUCCAAGACCUUCGUGUUCUUAGUUAUAUUUCUGCUGGUGGAGUCAUUGCAUCUUUGUUGGUGGUGUUUUGCUUGUUUUGGGCUGGUUUGGUAGAUCAUGUUGGUUCUCACAGCAGUGGGACACCACUGAACCUGGCUACUCUUCCUGUGGCUAUUGGUCUUUAUGGAUUCUGUUAUUCAGGACAUGCUAUUUUCCCCAACAUUUAUACUUCAAUGGCAAAUCCCAAUCAAUUUCCUGCAGUCCUCAUAACAUGUUUUGGACUCUGUACUUUGAUGUAUGCUGGAGUAGCUUUCAUGGGUUACACUAUGUUUGGAGAACACGUAGAGUCACAGUACACUCUUAACAUGCCAAAAGAUCUGGUUGUCUCAAAGAUUGCAGUUUGGACAACGGUAGUUAACCCUUUUACCAAAUAUCCUUUUUCUUAGAAAAGUUUAAUUUUUUGGUUUCUAAGUCAUAGUUCGUAUUCAG